Cylicocyclus nassatus is the source of this 516-nucleotide messenger RNA. NCBI's taxonomy places the organism in Eukaryota, Metazoa, Nematoda, Chromadorea, Rhabditida, Strongylidae. The record is from the annotation of a GenBank genome assembly.
AUGGAAUUGCUGGUCGGAGCUGACGUUCGGAAGCUGGUCGGUGUCUGGAUUGAUGCCGGAUCCAGAUAUGAGAUCCUAGCGAAUAAUGGUACUGCACAUUUUCUCGCACAUAUGGCUUUCAAGGUCUCUUUACCGAAGCAGCUGAAUGCAUGUCUGCAACUCUAUGAGGAAUUUUUUAAGACUCGCGGCAUACGGGUCACAAGCUUCAGUGGCAACCACGACUUGUGCGACAAAGAGUUGAAAGUAUCGUUAUUCCAAGCAAUAGUGUUACUUCUUUUCAAUGAUCAACCAUCUUGGACAGUUGCCGACAUCAUGAUGGCCACAAAACUAGCCAUUGUGCAUGUUAUGAAGACACGCAAAAAGCUCAACCAUAAACUGCUGAUCUCAGAAUUAUUCGCACAGCUUAGAUUCCCGGUUCGAGCAGCAGAUUUGAAAAAACGAAUAGGCUCGCUUAUAGAGAGAGAUUAUCUACACCGAUUUGAUAAAGAUCCAAAUUCGUAUCAAUACGUAGCUUAG